UCACAUAGCACGUACAUAAUCACAUAACAUGAAAUUUUCAAGUAACUUUAAUAUACAAAAAUGUACAUCAGGUGUGACAAAUCUGAAACAUUUAGUGGUGCCUAGGACUAUUAGUGUCCUGAAACCACACCCACGUGAUCGACUACGAAAAAUAGCAACGAAGUUGUUUACAUUUGUUACAGGUGCUUGUUGUCACGACAACCUUGUAAAGAUGGAGAGGGUGUUUAUACUUUUCCUGCUUGUUGGCAGUUAUAUCAAUUUAGUAUCAUCUGCAUGUAAUCUUAUCACUGAUGCAGCAACAUUCACAAGUGAAAGAUCAUCCAAUGGUGUAGAGAUGAAGUUUUAUAGAGUACAGACCAGUGAGUGGGUGAACGAUGGUUUAACAAGCAAGGUUACAGCAGUGAUUAUAAGUCAUGCCAAUUCCUACUGUGGGAGUAGUCCAAAUGCAUGUGGUCUAACAUCCUGUUGUGAUAACAACAAUUUCAAGGAAACGAUGGUUGUUGCAGCAAGUGGAUAUCCACAAAACAUUCUGAAGGACUUACUGUUCAAAGUUUCUUUGGAUUUUCCAUAUGACCUCAAUUCCACAGGCACUCCCUCAUGUGUGAUGGGAAAAUCUGUGUUACAAACUAUAAUUGGUGAAGCCAGAGAGGGUAUCCAUGAUGAAACAGGUUUAUGGGUUACGUAUAUCGACGGUGAAUUUUAUGGUAUCCCCCCACCCACUCAACUUAACAGGAUCAUUAUUCCGAUUGCCGUUACCGUGGUUUCUGGUCUUGCCAUCCUGACCGUCAUUCUUAACAUCUGGAAUAAGAAGAGGGAGGAGUCAUUACGACGUAAGAAAAUAAUCGAGCAGAGAAAGAAGUCUAAGAAGGAGAAAGAUUCCCCUGUCUAUAACGUAGAUCCAAGAAAACCGGUACCACCUAGUGGUCUAACUGGGUCACUUGACAAGCGGGAAAAACCCAAAAGUGACCGGGUAGUGAUGAGUUACAGUAAUGUUAGUGACACUGACCGGGAUACAUCAACUAGUCGAGACACAUUGUCUAGUCGGAAGGACCAGCUUUAUCGAGACAACCUUAAGCAGAGUACGUUGUCAGCCAAGAAGACCGCUAGCAUCGCCAGUGAAGAUUCCGCCAUCAAAGUGGACACUGUUGACUCUUCACGCCAGCGUCAAGCUUUCUCCUACGAGAAGGAACUCGAUGGUGCAACAGGCUAUGGAAGCGGGUUCUCUGGGCCAGAUGCUCCACCUGCUAGUCACUUGAAGCCGUUAGACUCCGGGGCAGACGAUGAGGCAAGGUCACCUGAGAAAAAAAAGAAGAAGAAAAAGAAGAGAUUAAGUGCUGAAAAGAAAGAGAAGCUGAAAGAAAAAAAGAAGAUAGAUGAAUGGUUAGCUGGUAAGAAACAAGGGGGCUUUUGUUCUCAACUCUGA
Molecule: messenger RNA, 1423 nt
Organism: Ruditapes philippinarum (Manila clam)
Lineage: Eukaryota; Metazoa; Mollusca; Bivalvia; Venerida; Veneridae
Exons: 12
Coding region: 29-1423 (464 amino acids)
Source: RefSeq, a predicted model, not a curated record